Trypanosoma conorhini is the source of this 820-nucleotide messenger RNA. RefSeq lists its product as uncharacterized. The record is from RefSeq and is a predicted model, not a curated record. The annotation marks the transcript as partial. Gene Ontology annotation, cellular component: ESCRT I complex. Gene Ontology annotation, biological process: endosome to lysosome transport. The transcript has a single exon. Lineage: Eukaryota; Euglenozoa; Kinetoplastea; Trypanosomatida; Trypanosomatidae. Gene Ontology annotation, molecular function: ubiquitin binding.
GUCAGAGGGCCUAGAUGCGCGGACCACUGUGCCGAGAAGCGUCGCGUCCCGUAUUCCAUUGGUGGUGGGGCCUGACAAGGAAACGGGUGAGGAUAUUUUGCAGCACGUCUCAAUGGAAUUUUCGCGUGAGAAGCUUCUACAGCGGGCGGCUGAAAAUAUUUUUACCUGGCAGCUCUUCUCGGCGGGACCGUACCUCAGUUUUAGAAAGGAGAGCGUGUCGCUGCUGAAGAAGUUGUAUGCGUCGAAAAAGGUAGUUAAACAAGAGCUGGGCCUCCUUGAGGGUCUCUUGGGCCAAUUACGCGAACUUUCUGUUAGCACGAAGACGCUCAAUCAAGUUAUAACCAUGCCAUCAAAUAGUAUGCAUGACGCUGAGGACUCUUCCAAGUGUGUUGUGCCUGUGGACGACCUUCAAGCACAUGCGCUUGAAUUUCUCAGUGAAAUACACGCUUUGGAUGAUGCUUUGGAGCUGCUUGAGAGGUCGUUAAGGGCUGGUCAGCUGUCUUGCGAGGAGUAUGUGCGGCGUGUGUCUGACAUUGGGCGGGAACAGUUCGAGGCAAGGUUUCUUUUUGCCCGUGUGGCUGAGGCUGUGAAUCGUGUUUGUGCCAAGACAGGUCAACCGUUGCCAACUAUGCCUCCGCGAACCACCUCAAAGCCGGCUCCUGGCAACGGCCCUAUUCAAGUGCCGACGAAGAUGAAAAGUGUGGAUUUGUUGCUUAGAGAGUUUCCUGAGGUGGACUCGGAGAUGGUGAAGACGGUGCUCAACGCUGUGGACGGAAACGUGCCGGAUGCCCGCGUUCAGCUGAAGGCAAUGCUCUCGUAG